AUGUCGAGCUCGCUGUCGUCGUCGUCGUCGUCCCCCACGCAAAGCUCGCCGUCGCAACAAGUGACCACCACGACAGGCGGUGGGAGUACCGGGCCGUCGUCCACACUGUACCUGUUCACCUUUCUGGCGACGCUCUUUGUGCUGCUCUUCGUCUCUACCGCCAUCGUCUUUCGUUCCUUCUACCUCCGCAGGCGCUUCCGCCGCCGGGUAGACGAGGCGAUUGCCGCGGGAACGUUCAUCCCUCCUGGCGCCAGCGCUCCGGGCUCCCGGAAGUACCUCGACAAGCCCAAGCUCUGGGACGCGACCCUCUUCCCCGCAGCCCGCGGCGAGUGGGCAUACAUCGUGCCCGUCACGGCGCGGAUUGCUGUGAGAAGGCCCGGAUGUGGGAACGCGUCGCCACCGUCGCUCGCCUCGCAGGAGCCUACCUCUCUGCGGACUGUGCUUCCCGAGUCCAACUUCCUCCGGCGCGUGUUCGUGCACGCGUCCGCGACACCGUCUACUGCGCCAUCGCCUCUCGCCCAGGACGUAGGUAGCGAUCCAGUAUCACCCUUUUCGGGUGAGCAAGAGUCCGACGCGCUGUCGCAGGUCGCGCAAUUGCAAGUGUCGCUUCUCAUCGCGAUGCCGAACCCGCGACAUUCACACGCGCUGGAUGGUGCCGAACAGGGAACGUCGCCCAAGGGGAAGGAGAAGAGGCUGCGGGAGUUUUGGGAUGAGGAAGAGGAGGGCGUGCCGGAUGUCGUGAUAGGCAUUGCGGAGGUGCCGUAUAAUGACGACGGAGAUGAUGACUCGGAUUCGGGCCAUCGACCAUGGAGGUGA
Molecule: messenger RNA, 816 nt
Organism: Sparassis crispa
Lineage: Eukaryota; Fungi; Basidiomycota; Agaricomycetes; Polyporales; Sparassidaceae
Exons: 3
Coding region: 1-816 (271 amino acids)
Source: RefSeq, a predicted model, not a curated record